AUUCUGGUGAGAGCACUGCACUCGACCGCCGCCCUCCGAGCAUACGCCGCUGCCCUCGCUUAUGCAUGCCAUCGAGGCGAUCCUCCUCCUGCCAACUCUUCAGCCACGCUUCGCAUCGCUUAUUUCGCUCGCGCCCUUGCACUCGCCAUCGCCAUCGCCAUCGCCAUCGCCCUCGUGAUCUAGCAACACCAAGCGAGCGCACUCAUCGCCUCUGCGGCGCGUGCAGCCAUGAGCACCAUGACGGCUUCCUCGACAAUGGCAACAGGGCCAGGUACAGAGCACGCGCUGGAUCUGUAUGGCCCUUCAUCCGUUCCUCCACCUUCCAACAGCGGUGUGCCAACAUGGGAAGAUGAGAUCGUUCCAGCUUUGCGAAAGCGAUUGGAAGCCGAAUCAGCUCGAUUGGGAAAGAGGAUAAGCAGGUUGGACCAGGCUGGAUCGGAUGGUUGGGUACCUCUGGGUGCUGAGCAAGUAGCUCGCAAAGUGGCUGCAGAGACCUACAACGGCGAAGGUUCCAAGAAGAAAGGUCCCAUUGCGAGCACCUCGGAGUGGGGCAUCUCUUCUGCUCAUCAUGCUACCCCCAAUGCUGCUCGGUACGCAGCUGUCAUCACGAGCGGAUCUGGUCGUAGAGAAGCUAGCGAUCAAGCCCGAAGCUUUACACAACCUGCAGAUCUUACAGCCUAUCGUCAAAAUCGUCAAGCGCCCGCGAGCACGAGCAAGGCGGAAAGCGUGCGCAGAGCGCGAGAAAAAGCAGAUGCCUACAGACAGCGUAGCGGGGAUGACAGUCGGAGAAGUCGUGCAAGGGAAGAGGAGGACGAUUCAGCACGCAGAUUGUAUGCUGAUCGGUCAGACUUCAGCGGCCCGAAAGGGUUGGGAUCUUCCGUGCCCAAUUCGGCUCCCACCGCUCACAGCAGCUCCGCGUGGCCCAGUUCAAGCGGCUCAACCCUCCAGCAACCUCAGCUCAAUGAUCGUUUGAGAGCCGUCUCACAACCGAUGGACGCGCAGGCGACUGCAGCGCACCGAAGAAGUAACAAUUCAGCCAGCAACGAUACCGCCGCAUCGCACAGCUAUCAGGAGCGAGCAGCAAGCCCGACAAGCAGGAUACCUGCGCCAAUAGAACCGGGCAGGCACAGGCCUCGAAGAGGAUCUAGCGCUGCCCGACUAUCCCAGCAGCAGCAGCAGCAGCAGCAAGAGGCUCUUAGUGGCAGCUCCAGUCGAGGGCUGAGACAGUACGGCUCUGCGAAUCCUGUGAGCACCUAUGACCGAAUGAACAGUGCAACCGGUAAUUCAGCCUACGAGGAGAGUGCAACCUCUACUCGUCCGGCAUACGUUCAAGAUGGAGGGUCCAGUCAUGCCGGUACAAGCAGGACUGGUCGGCGAGAAAGUGAUGCGCAUGCUCGAGGUGCUGAUCUAGACGAGUUUGGCGGUCCGUUGGGUCAAGUCUCGCCUACUCGGGCCCAGGGAAGAGCACCUCGCACUAGAACAUCGAGCGAAGCUACGGGUCUCGCGCUAGCUUCGGCCGCUGCGUUGGGCGUUGGGAGCGCACAUCAUCCACCGUCGGGCUCUACGUGGGACGAGGUGCUUCCGCCGGCUGUGGCCAGACGGGUGGCUCAACAGAAAAUCCUUGCGCAAGGUCUUGACGAAGGACUCAUCGAUGCGUGGGACACCAAGGGCUUGCCGCUGAGCAGGACGCAGAUGAUGGACUUGCAAGCUCAGGCCGUGGCGAAUGGGCCUAGGAGCAACAGCGCUCACAUGUCCUCGAGCCAUUCGGACGCUGUUCGUGCGCAGGCCGAAGCAGAAGAGAGGGAGCGCAAUGCGCGAGCGGAUCAACAGCACCGAGAUCAUCUUGCGCGGUAUCCGCGCGCAGAAGAGUUGCAACAUUAUCCCGCCAUUGUCUCACAGCAGCAACAGCAACAACAGCAAAUCUAUCCGCCCAGCGGCAACCGAACCUCCCCGGCCAAGGAUCACGACGCGCCAGCUUCGACGGCUUACACGUCCUCUCAGCUUCGUACUGCGAAUGGAAAGGACCAGGAGAAGGUUGACAAGGGCUGUUGUGGUUGUCUGAUCAUGUGAGCUGUGCCAGCGAUCGUAUCUCGCGCGCUGGCAGCUCGCCGUGGUAGCAGCACGGCACGGAUCGCUGCCGAUGCCAAACGGAACGGACUCAUCAAAGCUUGCGCUCAGCUUGCAGCGCUCGUGUUCUGCCCAUUCAGACAAUGGCCAAUGACGCUGCGCGCCGGUCAAAACGCGAGCAGCGCAAGGAGAGACGG
Molecule: messenger RNA, 2264 nt
Organism: Ceraceosorus guamensis
Lineage: Eukaryota; Fungi; Basidiomycota; Exobasidiomycetes; Ceraceosorales; Ceraceosoraceae
Exons: 1
Coding region: 229-2070 (613 amino acids)
Source: RefSeq, a predicted model, not a curated record